This is a messenger RNA of Gorilla gorilla gorilla (western lowland gorilla), 3766 nucleotides long. Its product is annotated as histone H2B type 1-C/E/F/G/I. Gene Ontology annotation, molecular function: structural constituent of chromatin; DNA binding; protein heterodimerization activity. The transcript has a single exon. The coding region runs from base 544 to 924 and encodes 126 amino acids. The record is from RefSeq and is a predicted model, not a curated record. Gene Ontology annotation, cellular component: nucleosome. Lineage: Eukaryota; Metazoa; Chordata; Mammalia; Primates; Hominidae.
GGCUUUAUUGCCUGCCCUUUAUUUUCACGAUGUGUUUGUGCAUUCUGUAAAAAGUGGGAAACACUGUUCUCGGGAUUGUGUGGGUGAUCGCCGGUCGCCUAGCUUGCCGUUCUUCAGGUAUCUCCUGCUGCUCCAGAAUCUACAUCUGAAUGUCAAGGCAUAGCUUUUCCAGGAGCUUUUAAACCGACCUUUCAAUUCGAAGACGUAACUGCGCCAGGAGCUUUGUCUCCCUGGCAUAUAAAAGCAUAGAGGAGAGCAACUUCUGAUUUUUAAAAUAAGUAAACUAAUCUGAAUUGUUUGCAAUGGUAGGAACUUGUUAUAUAAAAUGUUAAUUAGGUGGCCCGUGCUCGAAAACUGCUGUCAGGAUAUGACCAAUGGGAGAGUAGACCUAGGCUCCUUCAUUUGCAUGCAGACUUCACGACAAAAUAACGAAUCAGAGAUGGAGAAACUAAAUCUUCAUUUACAUAACAUUGUCUACAAAUUCCGAGGAUCAGGAGAUGUAGAUUUCAUUUUCAUUCCUACCUGCAGAACAGCAAAGAUAGCAUGCCUGAGCCAGCCAAGUCUGCUCCCGCCCCGAAGAAGGGCUCCAAGAAGGCCGUGACCAAGGCGCAGAAGAAGGACGGCAAGAAGCGCAAGCGCAGCCGCAAGGAGAGCUACUCCGUAUACGUGUACAAGGUGCUGAAACAGGUCCACCCCGACACCGGCAUCUCCUCUAAAGCCAUGGGGAUCAUGAAUUCCUUUGUCAACGACAUCUUCGAGCGCAUCGCCGGCGAGGCUUCCCGCCUGGCGCAUUACAACAAGCGCUCGACCAUCACCUCCAGGGAGAUCCAGACGGCCGUGCGCCUGCUGCUUCCCGGGGAGCUGGCCAAGCACGCUGUGUCAGAGGGCACCAAGGCCGUUACCAAGUACACCAGCUCCAAGUAAACUUGUCCCUGCAACUGCCUUAGUAAACCCAAAGGCUCUUUUCAGAGCCACUCACCUUUUCACAAUUGGAGCUAUAUACUGACAUGUGAAGAUACUAGAAACUCCUGCAGCUGAAAUAGGCAUGUUUUUAAAACUUAAAAUGGCACUCACUGUCUGGGCUGGUGGCAUUAUGAAACUCUGGUUUCCGUGUUUUAUGAGGUAUCACUCGAUAGCACCUAAGAGGAAAUAGUAAUUUCAUAGUUUUGCUCUACGAAGAGAAACUUCGUUUCUCAAGAGUCCUUAAAAAUACGGGUUUUACCAAAGAAGCCCAUAUUAUGGGGGGCUGGAGCGGGGGUGGGGAAGGAGGAGAGGAGACUGCUGCUUUCAAGUAGUUCUUAAUGUUGAAUUUGCUUUUUUCCUUUCCUCAAUUACUUCAAAAAGGUCUUAAUUUGGAUUUUUAUUUUAGGUCCUAAAGGAAAAAAUAAAAUCCUCUUCCCUCCACCGCCUCACCUGUCUGGUUUCACCAAUUAGACUUGAACAAUUCUAAGCGUGCAACCACACUCGCGCUCGCACACACACAUACACACAUUGUUCAUUGAUCGACAAUCCCCGUCUCAUCUUAAUCAUGUUCUUAGAGAAGUUGGGUCUCCAUUGUUAAGGAUUCUCCUAAUCACAAAAACUGACUAUAUACCUAUCCCCAAUCCAAUCAUUAAUAAGGGGCAUGUGAUCUUUAGGAUAGGUGUAGUCAAAUUAAUCAGAUCCCUGAGGCUACAAGGAACUCUGCCUUCUCUGGAGAACAAGUCAGGGAACAAAGAAAGUUGUAUUAGGAAGAAAGGAGGGGAAAUGAUUUUUGGGGAGGAGGCAUCUGCACUGCCUGAUACAAGCACCUUCCAGGCGAAGGUGGAUGGAAGGAAUAUCCAGUAGGCUGAAAAUGGAUAGUCAUUCCUUCAUAUUCAAGUGCCAAGCAGUGAAUUUUGUACUGAGGACUUUUGCACUGAGAAUAGUGGUUCUCAGACUUCAGUGUGCAUCAGAAUCACCUGGAGAGCUUGUUAAAGGAGAUUGCUGAGAUAAAGACUAUGCUAACCAAGCCUCCUGCUCAAGUGGAGUUUUCUUCUGAUAAAGAUGUGGGAGAAGACUGUGAAGAGUCUGAAUGUCAAACAAUGAAGUUUAGAUUUAUUUUGCAGACAAUAAAGUUAUAGAAAGCUUGUGAGCAAGGACUAACAAAAUUAUAACUAGUUCUAGGAAUAUGCUUCUGGUGGCAGGAGACUGGAUGCAGUGGAGGGAAAUGAUGUUGAAGGAGGAUAAAGUUUCAAGCCAAAGAAAUGGCAGGAGUAAUGGAGCAGAGGAUACAAUAAACAAAUCAGAGAGUAGUUGAAGGGAUUUCAUUCAGUAUUUCAUCAAAUAUUGAUUGCAUUCCCUCUGUGCCAGGCAUUGAAAUACUUCAGUGAGCAAGACAGACAAGAGACUGCCCUUCUGAGGCUCAUAUCCUAGUGAAGGAAGAGAGAUGAUAGACUCGGCAUGGUGGCUCACGCCUGUAAUCCCAGCACUUUCGGAAGCCAAGGAGAGCGGAUCAUCUGAGGCCGAGAUUUCAAGACCAGGUUGUCCAACAUGGCAAAACCCUGUCUCUAUUAAAAAUACAAAAAUUAGCUGAGCAUAGUAGCACAGGCCUGUAGUCCCAGCUACUUGGGAGGCUGAGGCAGAAGAAUAGGAGAAUUGCUUGAACGCAGGAGGCGGAGACUGCAGUGAGCCAAGAUCACACCACUGCACUCCAGCGUGGGUGACAGAGGGAAAUUCCAUCUCAAAAAAAAAAAAAAGAAGAAGAAGAAGAAGAAGAAGAAGAAGAAGAAUAUAGGUCUAUUUCACUCAGUAAAUGGUAACAAACUCACUCCUGUUCAAUGUAUUAUUUAGUAUUAUGUCUGCGAUUCCUCUCUGUCUUUAAAUUUGGGAUCUCUAGAUCUCAGACCCUGAAAUCCUAGACUUCUGGUUGUUGACAGGAAUCCAUGGAGCCCUGGGAGUUCCUUGAGUUUCUGAGAAUAAAUGAGCCUCAUAAAAUGUCUAUGUUCAUAUGUCUAUUUUCAACAGAUUCUCAAAGGAGUUUUUGAUCCAUCUAUUACUACGAACUACUCUAUAUUUUUUUUGAUACAGAGUUUUGCUCUUGUUGCCCAGGCUGGAGUGCAAUGGCACGAUCUUGGCUCACCACAACCUCUGCCUCCUGGGUUCAAGCGAUUUUCCUGCCUCAGCCUCCUGAGUAGCUGGGGUUACAGGGAUGUGCCACCAUGCCCAGCUAGUUUUUUAUUUUUAGUAGAGACAGGGUUUCUCCAUGUUGGUCAGGGUGUUCUCGAACUCCCAACAUCAGGUGAUCCCCCUGCCUUGCCCUCCCAAAGUGCCGGGAUUACAGGUGAGAGCCACCGUGCCCGGCAGAACCACUCUUUAAGGGAAGUCAGCCCAUUGAAAUAUACAGGUUACCACUGCUGAAGACAUAGAGACUAUCUAGUCUACCCAUUGAUAACUCUUUUUUUUUUUUUUUUUUUUUUGAGAUAGAGUCUCACUCUGUGACCCCGAAGUUGCUGGGACUACAAGCAUGUGCCAGCAUGCCCGGCUAAUUUUUGUAUUUUUAUUAGAGACAAGGUUUCUCCGUGUUGGCCAGGAGGGUCUCAAACUCCUGACCUCAAGUGAUCCACACACCUUGGCCUCCCAAAGAGCUGGGAUUACAGGCGUGAGCCACGUGCCUUGCCUGAUCUCUAAUUGUAAUUAGCCCCACUCUGUUCUGUCUAUAAUGGAACCCAACAGAGGUGAUACCAAGUCGACAGGCUCAUUUGGCAUCAGCUUUUCUGUAAAGGGCUUUCAGGUCAAUGGAAGGACA